UUUACUAUUAUUUUUCAAUAUAGAGCAAAAUAGAUAACGUACCGUACCGGUACCGCACAGAAUUAGUUAAUUACGACUUCAAGGCGUAAAUAUGAAGCGUCUCAUUCUUCGAUUAUUUGCUGCAUAUAGUGAACUGGUGGACAAACGACCCUUGCUGACUCAAAUUGUAACUGCUGGAACUUUGGUAACAGUUGGUGAUAUACUUGCACAAACUACUAUAGAAAAAAAGAAGAAGUAUGAUUUCCGCCGAACUGCUGUUAUGUCGACAUGCGGAUUCUUUUAUUUUGGUCCUUUGGUAGCCGCUUGGUUCACUGCAGUAAACAAGAUGGCUCUUCCCGUCAUUUUUUCUGUGGCACUAGAUCAGUUUGUCAUAACACCACCACUGCUCUGCGGCUUCUUCACUGUUCAAACUUUACUUAAUGGGAAAUCUUUGUCGACUGCAAUCAGUAGAAUUAAAAAUGAAGUUCCAGGAAUUAUCAAAAUGAACUGGAUGGUUUGGAUUCCAUCACAAACGAUCAAUUUUGGAAUCGUGCCUUUUCAAUACAGAAUGCUCUUCUGCCAAAUAGUCGCAUUGUUCUGGAAUUCCUAUUUGAGUAACAGAGCUAAUCGCACAAUUCAUAAGGAUGUCUAUGUGGCUGAUGGCAGAGAGAAGAAAGCAUGCUGAUUUUUUACUGUUGACGAAUUGCUCAUUGGCUAGAAACAUUAGGAGGCCAAGAAAGUUUCAGGAUGAGACCAAGCUGCGAUUACUGCCUAUAGUAUUAUGUAUGUGCUGCUGUGCAAACGCAAUACCCAAAGCCAGAUGUUAAAUAUUAUUUCCUACUUUGCUUCAGAAUAAAAUUGAGAUAGUUGAA
Molecule: messenger RNA, 851 nt
Organism: Styela clava
Lineage: Eukaryota; Metazoa; Chordata; Ascidiacea; Stolidobranchia; Styelidae
Product: mitochondrial inner membrane protein Mpv17-like
Cellular component (GO): cytoplasm; membrane
Source: RefSeq, a predicted model, not a curated record